CUGGGGCCGGGCUGUAGAGGGCCGCGCACGGGGAAGCUGGGUUGGAGCGGCCGGGGCCCGGGAGGCUGUCCCAGUGCGGCUGGGCCCGAGGCGGUGGGGUCAGGCGGCGCUGAGCAGGAGCGGUCCCGACCCAUUACGCGCUGAGGCCUGUGGGCACGAGAAAGCUGCGCCGGGCCCGAGGUCUGUCACAUCCAAGCCUGUAACACCGGAGGUGUUCCGGCGCGGGGAGGUCUGGUCCGGUCCCGCUCCACUCCCCUGGCGCCUGAGGUAUCGCGGCUCAGCGUCGGGGACUCAGGCGCUGCGAGGUCUGGCCCCAUCCCACCGGGGGCACAGGGCAGGAGGCCUGACGCAUGUGCUGAGCUCUCACUAUGAACGCUAUUGUUGCCCUCUGCCAUUUCUGUGAGCUCCACGGUCCUCGCACCCUCUUUUGUACUGAGGUUCUCCAUUCCCCGCUUCCCCAAGGCGCGAGCAGCGGGGACAUCUCUGGGCAGAAUGAGCAGGUGGAGGAGGAAGAAGGCGGCAUCCAGAUGAGCAGCCGGAUCCGCUCGCACAGCCCAGCAGAAGGUGCCAGCGCCGACUCCAGCAGCCCAGGGCCAAAGAAGUCAGACAUGUGUGAGGGUUGCCGCUCUCUUGCAGGAGGACAUCCUGGAUACGUCAGCCACGACAAAGAAACCUCCAUCAAGUACGUCAGCCACCAGCACCCCAACCACCCCCAGCUGUUCAGCAUCGUGCGCCAGGCCUGUGUGCGCAGUCUGAGCUGCGAGGUCUGCCCAGGACGUGAGGGCCCGAUUUUUUUUGGAGAUGAACAGCAUGGUUUUGUGUUCAGCCACACCUUCUUUAUCAAAGACAGCCUGGCUCGAGGUUUCCAGCGCUGGUACAGCAUCAUCACUAUCAUGAUGGACCGGAUUUACCUCAUCAACUCCUGGCCUUUCUUGUUGGGAAAAAUCAGAGGCAUCAUUGAUGAGCUCCAGGGCAAAGCACUUAAGGUGUUUGAGGCAGAGCAGUACGGGUGUCCUCAGCGUGCCCAGCGCAUGAACACGGCCUUCACCCCCUUCCUGCACCAGCGCAACGGCAACGCAGCCCGCUCCUUGACCUCACUGACCAACGAUGAAAACCUCUGGGCAUGUCUGCAUACCUCCUUUGCUUGGCUUUUGAAAGCUUGUGGCAGCCGACUUACAGAGAAGCUUCUGGAGGGAGCACCAACAGAAGACACCCUUGUUCAGAUGGAAAAACUAGCAGAUCUGAAAGAAGAGUCGGAAGGCUGGGACGGUUCUGAGGAAGAAGAGAAGCCUUCUUCCCAGCCAGAUGUUGUGGAAGGGCAGGAGCUGUCAAAAUGCUCCCCAGAAACUUCUCUGAUGCCAGACUGCAACAGCUGGAAUGUAGCUCACAGAAGGUUGUCUGUCUUUCGCUCUCUCAGGCACAUGAGACAGGUUCUUGGGGCGUCAGCGUUCCGCAUGCUGGCUUGGCACGUCCUCAUGGGGAACCAGGUUAUCUGGAAAGCUCGAGACGUGGAUCUUGUCCAGUCUGCUUUUGAUGUGCUACGGACCAUGCUGCCUGUUGGCUGUGUGCGGAUCAUCCCCUACAGUGACCAGUAUGAAGAGGCGUAUCGGUGUAACUUCCUAGGGCUUAGCCCACACGUCCAGAUCCCGUCCCACAUACUGUCAUCUGAGUUUGCAGUCCUCGUGGAAGUCCGCGCUGCCACCCGCUCCAGCCCCCACCCAACUCUGUUUGACGACGAGCAGUCCCUCAACAAGUACGAGUUUGUUGUCACCAGCGGCAGCCCCGUUGCAGCAGAUCGAGUUGGCCCUACAAUCUUGAACAAGAUCGAAGCUGCCUUGACCAACCAGAACCUUUCUGUAGAUGUUGUGGAUCAGUGCCUUGUUUGCCUGAAGGAGGAGUGGAUGAAUAAAGUGAAAGUCCUCUUCAAAUUCACUAAAGUGGACAGCAGACCCAAGGAGGACACCCAAAAACUGCUGAGCAUUCUGGGAGCCGCUGAGGAAGACAACGUCAAGCUUCUCAAGUUCUGGAUGACUGGCCUGAGCAAAACAUACAAGUCCCACCUGAUGUCAACAGUUCGCAGCCCGACGUCCUCGGAGUCCCGGAACUGAAGGGUGCCCGACCAAGCUCCCGUGCUGCCGUCAGAGCGUGGCAGGGAGCCCUGAGCUGCCGCUGCCGAGCCCACAGCGCGUGCGUCAGACGCUUGGUGAUGCUCCUCACUGUUCUCCUGCUCCUCAAAACUAACUUGAAGAGUGACUUGAGUCUUUUUUUCUAAUAGCUGUGAGACUGGAUUAAUAAGUGCUAAUAAAUUGUGCUGCUGUCUGUGCUGAAACUCAGCUCUAAAUCUAGACCUCCACACUCAAGACUAAAACGCAGCAACACUCAGAAUCGGUGUGAACUAAUUAAAAGCUGGUCCUGUCAUCCUUAACAUUAUGGUGUGGCAGUAGACCUGUUUUUAAAUUUCCUUGGCAAGACUCAGAUACCUGUGACAACAUCUGGAACUGCAGGGUGUGGAUAUAGUUGAUCUCUCCAAAUCUCACAUAAAAUCUCCUGAAUGCCUGAGAGAACAAGAACCAAAAACAAGCGACGUGACACAGGGUAUGGAUCUCGUGUAAAUUAUUUCAAACCACUUUCUGCUCGGAUUUAAGAGACUAUUUUCUGCUGUAGCAUAAGUCAGGAUAUCCUAUCGGAGUCCUGUCGCUCCAUAUUAUUUAUUUAUAUCUUAACUUGAGACAGUUUCAGCAUUUGCUUUGGGAAUCGUGUCUGGGAGGCAGAAUUGUAACGCAAGAAGUCUCGAAAUGCUGCCCGCUCGCCUCUCAAGAGGGUCAAAUACUCGCCUUGUUUUGCCUGUGGUUGCAAAACUUGCAGGCAGUGAAGAUAACCUCAUCAGGAUAAGGUUGCUGGUGUUCUAGAAAUAGUGUUCUAGCUUUCGAAUGAAGUUCAGCAGAACAGACCUGUAGGUGCUCCCUUCUUAUAUAACUCCACGGUAGCCAUUUUUGCUUAAUAGUUCAUGGAAACAUUGGUGCAUUUUUUAAUUACCUGAACAGAUAUUCCUUAUCUGUAUCGUACAGGAUUCCUGUUUCUGUUGUGAAGACUUCUUCUUUUUUGACCGUUUGUCUAUUUCCCUGGAUCAUUGUUGGGAAAACUUGACGUUACCGUAGACGUUUUUAACAAGCUAGAGGCAGGUUUUACCAGGUGACCUUCUACACUCAUUCUAUCAGGACUCAAGCUCAGAGAGGAUGUUCCAACUUGUCACAACUUCUGCUCUUACAUACGAAACUAUAUGCAGGUUGAUUUUUGUCUGGAACAUCUGUAAAAUGGCGACAGGCAUUAAAUCUCAUUAAGAGCUAUUUUUGUAAAAUGGACAAA
This is a messenger RNA of Colius striatus (speckled mousebird), 3366 nucleotides long. It is a transcript of the gene FLCN, whose product is annotated as folliculin. Bases 369 to 2108 code for a protein of 579 amino acids. Gene Ontology annotation, biological process: negative regulation of transcription by RNA polymerase II; positive regulation of TORC1 signaling; positive regulation of GTPase activity. The transcript is spliced from 12 exons. Gene Ontology annotation, cellular component: cytosol. The record is from RefSeq and is a predicted model, not a curated record. Gene Ontology annotation, molecular function: GTPase activator activity. NCBI's taxonomy places the organism in Eukaryota, Metazoa, Chordata, Aves, Coliiformes, Coliidae.